Messenger RNA from Patella vulgata (common limpet), 2374 nucleotides. RefSeq lists its product as uncharacterized. The record is from RefSeq and is a predicted model, not a curated record. NCBI's taxonomy places the organism in Eukaryota, Metazoa, Mollusca, Gastropoda, Patellidae. The transcript has 2 exons. Bases 174 to 1223 code for a protein of 349 amino acids.
UUUCAUUUUGUGAUGCUGUAUCAACUCAGGUUCAUCAUUUUUCCGAUGCAAGUGAAGCCGGGUAUGGUGUAUCGAGUUACCUGAGGCUAGUCGAUAGUAAUGGCGUAAUAAACUGCUCAUUAAUCUUAGGAAAAUCGAGAGUAGCACCCCUGAAGAAGAUUUCGAUUCCACGUAUGGAAUUAACUGCAGCAACAAUUGCGACCAGGUUAAACAAGAAGCUUAUUGAUGAACUCAAGUGUCGGAUUGACAAAGUGUAUUUUUGGACAGACAGCACAACUGUGCUGAGGUACAUUUCAAACGAUGCAACAAGGUUUAAAACCUUUGUGGCUAAUCGCGUGUCAGUUAUUCGCGAAGCUACAUCUGUUGAUCAAUGGAACUAUAUUUCAUCGAAAGAAAAUCCGUCGGAUGUUGCAUCACGUGGUUGUAGCGUUAAGACUCUUAUGAAUGACAAUAAUUGGUUUAAAGGUCCAAGUUUUCUACAGGAUGAUCAAUCAACGUGGCCUAGUGGUAAAAUUCCAAACAAUUUGGAUCAAGAUGAAAUCAGCGAUUCAGAAAUUAAACGUGUUGUGACUGUAACUGUUGAACGUGAAAGUCCAAUUGACAAACUUGUUAAACAUUAUUCUAACUGGAAAUGUCUUGUGCGUGCUGUAGCGCUAUUAAGGCAGUGCGUCAGAUGGUGUCGAAAUAAAUUAACUAGCUUUACAUUGACUGUCGAAAAUUUGGAGGAAGCCAAAUCAUGUAUUGUCAAGCAUGAACAAUUAAAGUUCUUAGGCGAAAUUGUCGAAGUUUGUGAACAAAACAAUCAAGAACAUAAAGCCAAACUUUUAAGGUCUAUAAAUGUGUCAAAAUUAGAUCCGUAUGUUGCCAACGGUGUUUUACGGAUCGGUGGACGAUUGCGCAGAGCAGAUAUUUACAUAAAGCGUCGCUGGCGUCAAGUUCAAUAUUUAACUGACAUAUUCUGGAAACGUUGGAUCCAUGAGUAUUUGCCAUGCUUACAGGAGCGCCAAAAGUGGUUAUAUCCAAAACGAAAUGUGGAAAUAGGUGAUAUUGUGCUUGUAAUUGAUAGUAAUAUCAGAAAUUCGUGGGCCUUGGCUCGUGUUAUAAGUGUUAUUACUGAUAAAGGUGGUUUAUCGAGAAUAGCAACAGUUAAAACCAAAAGUGGUAUAUUGCAACGCCCAAUUUCAAAGUUGUGCUUAGUGUUAGAAUGUGACGAAAAGUUAUAAGAACACAAUUUGUGUUAAAAUCACAAUACUCCGUCCAUAAAUAUGGAUAUGUGAAAUAAAUUUCAGUAUUAUAAUAUUGAAAAUCAUAAUCAGUGAAAUGCAUGUAUGUAAGACUGUAAAUAUUUAAAAUACUUUGGAAUGCUGUAUUGUUUGAUUAGUUAUUGCAAUUAGUUAUUAGUUAAGGCUUUGUAAUUGCUACUCUAGUUUUGUCAAUUAGUUAUUAGUUAAGGUUUUUUGUAAUUGCUACACUAUGUUUCGUCAAUUAGGAGGCCGGAAUGUAGACUUCACACAGAGAUGACAGUGGCGGAGUUGACCAUUGACGCCUCUCCAGUAGGUCUCGCAUAUAGAGCUCAAGAGAAUAGUCCGAGUACGCAGAUACUAAUGACGUAUUACGUAAUUAUUCGCACGAGGUCUUUGGUAAGCCUUUGAUGUUGCAAACACGCUAGUCUAGUUCCAAUUGAAAUUUACAGUUUUGGUAGGACACAAUUUGGUAUGUAAACUAAAUUUAUGUUGAAAAGAUAGAUAAAACGCCUCUCUUUAGUUUGCCAGCUAAGUCAUAUAUUUAAGUACAUUUGUAGAUUUAUUAGAAUGAUAUUUGUAUGCUGCCCAAAUGUAGCAAAUUGGCAGCCAUAUUACUUCAUACCCGCCAUAUUGAUAGUAGUAGCAAUUCAUUUACGAAAUGAUGAGUUUGCCUGUCUGUUAUUUCGUAUGAAAACGAAUUUGUAUUGAUAAUUGAUCGAUGUAACUAUGAUUUACGUCUAAGCUGUGUCUGUGAAGUGUAUAGUAAUUAAUGUAAACUUUGUUGGAAGUCUAUUAUUUGACAGUACGCAAAAAGGCCUAAAUUUUAGGGACAGUCUAGUCCACGACAGAUUAAGUUAAGAUUUUUAGAUGUUGAUGUGUGUUCUUAUUGUUGCUUUUGUCUCGUUGCAGCUAAUAUGUCUAUGUUUGUACACUUGUAAGUGUAUUCCAUGCACCAGACAAUAUUGAAGUUAUAAUGUCAUAAUUUAGAACUUGAAUAAUGUCUUUGCUGAUGUGAUGUUAAAAUGAUGUUAUUCUGAGUCUGCAGAUCAGAUCUAUAUCUUAUUGACCUGUCAUAUUAUGAGAUGGAUGUUCUGAAAUAUUAUCGUCAUUAAACCUUGUCAUAGAGUAAA